AUGGGGAACGCUUUGCUCCAACGGUUGGAGGCGACCGUUGAGCGGGACAGGCUAGAAGAGUCCCCGACUGCGCCUGCGCUUAGAAAAAUCUUCCGGUCAUGGAAUUCAACGGAUUUGUGGACGGGGUUGAGGAGGUAUUUUUGAAGUGUUGUUUAGGAGUUGAUCCUUCUACGACUACGAGCUACCACCUAUUUGUAACAUUAAGGUGAGCUGCUACUCCAUAUUUGCACAUACAUUUACGAUGGAGCUAAGAGGUUUUGUAAAUAAUCUUUAGUGAAUAUGAUGAUAAAGCUUGUUCUCUAGAAAAACUAAUAACCUAACUACAGGUACUGGAACGAGUUUCCCAAGAGACCGGAAUAUUUGUCAUAUGGAGAUAUGCAACACGUGCUUUGUCUAGAGGAGUCUGAAGCGAUGUUCCUGUGGGACACCUGUUCAAAUACGGAGCUGGAGCAGAUACGUAUUUUUGUUGAAACUUGUUGUUGUUGUUUUGAAGAUAAGCUUGGAUAAAAUGGAUGUGGAUAGAAUGGAUCAUGCUAGAGUAUCGCUAUACUAGUGUUGGAUAGAAUGGACGAUGCUGAAGUUAGUAUCGCUAUUUAUAGUAGUGCUGAUCCAUAAUUAUGCGUGUUGAUAUUGCAGCUGAGGAACCGUGGAGAAGAGUUCAACAUUCAUUCACCCCUUGACCAUCUUUCUCCCUAUGUAUCCAACUCAGAUCGCAACGACAUGUUUGGUUCUAUAUGUCUCUACUGCGGGAGCAAUACCUUCGAAAAAACACGCUUCCUCUUGGCUUUAUUCGACACUAACGGACGAGGGUUAAUCUCUCUGAACCAAUUGCACGACAUGGUCUUUUCCGCGUUGUGCUUGUUAGGAAAGAUGUGCGCGUUGAGCGUCAAACCGAAAGACGUGAGGAGGGAUCUGCAACACCACUUGGACGGCAUAAUGGACAGACUAAAUCCGGAAGCGUCGAUAUUAUGAUUGGCAAUGUUAUUAGUCGAGUGUGGUCAUUUGGCCUAGUUUUUGUUUUUUUACUUGACAGACCCAGACGUCGUGCUCUACUACUACAUUCACAGUUGUACCGAACGCAUUCCUGAUUAGGAAUAGAGACGCCACUCAGAGGACACCAAUUCUGAUUUCUUCUAACAGGCGGUUUUGAAGCCCUCGCGAAAACCCUAUGCGACACUAGGGACACCCUAGCAGAGGACGGCGAUUUCGAAAAUGACCUAAUCCUAGGUCUGAUAGAAGUCCAAGAAAUUGGCAGAUGUGCUACAUCGACAUUGGAGAGCAGUUUUAUCGGGAAACAUCAUUCAGCCAUAGAGAAUCCGAAGAGGAAAAGUCCCAGUCUGAGGAUGACGAAUGCACCUAGUAGGGAUUUCGAUAAAGAGAUUAUGGAGAAGCAGAAAAAAGCUGGAGAAGUGGGGAUGACGGGUAUGAUUCGGAAAAUGGCUUUAACGCGUCUUUUCUGAUUUUUGAUAAUUUCCAGUCAUGCAUUGAUUUACAGAAGUUCUAGUUCGGAAUCGGAGAAAAAACAUUUGCAAGAAAGAUACUUAGGUAAAAUUAAAGUUAUCAUUUCACCUCCACCAUAUUAUUACAGGCGGCAAAUCAGGCGGCGAUGACGCGCCGAUGCCAAGUGGAUCUGAGGGAAUGAGGACGCCUCGGGAUAAUUUGAUAAUGCCUGCAGUGCUAGAAGAAGAAUGGAUAUGCGUCACAUUGAGCUAUCCGGAUGCGAAGAGUACUAAAAUAUAUAAUACAUAGGAACACUAAGUAGAUUGAUCCUAGGUUACCGAGAAUUUUAGUUCUAGCAAACACACACUGAUGUGGUUCCUCCGUAAGAUGAAUUUGGACUUGCCAUAAGGUGAACACCUCUUCUUGUUCUACAACUGCUCCAGGUGGCCUGACGAAUCCGUCACUGGUAAAGAAAUUACGGCGGGAAAUAUGUAGUGGUUUAGCCUGCAACGACAGCCGGCUGAUAAUACAGUACAUUGGCCAAGGCGUGAUACAUCUUGCACUAGGCGGGAAACGGUACUGCUAUUCUCUGAUGUUUUAUUUUGGAAUGGGCACUCACCACGCUGUUUUUCUGAUCAUAUCGACAACAUGGAAGUUGUAAGUCCAAGUAUUUGAUUUUAGUUUUCCUCCUUUUUGAUACGUACUUCCAAACUCAACUGCAGUCUCUCCCACGCCGGCGCGGACGCAAGAACCGCUGCUCAACUGGUUUUCGUUUUCGGUCGAGCAAUGCAAUCCGAGAAGAGUACUCUGAGAAAAGGUCUACUGAAAGAAGCGCACGUCUACAACGGAAUGGAAAUAGCGGAAAAGCAAGUGAUGGAAACUGCUGAUCCAUCAGAGUUGGCUAAACUACAGCCAAGAGAGGAGGUUCCAGCUACACCGACAGGUCAUGGAGUACCGAUAUUGGAUGCGGGGACACCAUCGGAUGACGGACUAGGGAUUAUGAUGUUGCCGUUGAGGAUAGAGGUUUAGGAAGCCUCUGAUUACCCCCCUCGAGGAGGUGCGGACAAUGAAUUUUCUCAUGUCAUUCAUCUUCGUGCACUGAGAUAUUAUGUCAUGAUGCCUGGGCUACCUCUGUCCAUACUUGUUUACAUUCUCAUAGAAAUGCACAAGAGAGGGAAAUAUCCCCUCUUCAAUCGAUUCCGUAACUAGAAACUAUAGCAAUGAAAAUAUCACUUAACUCAAUAAACAGCGAUGAACAGCAAUGAAUAUAAUAAAUAGCCAAUAGAACAACUCUUGAACAAAAACUAGCAAUGAACAGAUCACUCACAUCGAAUUCGCUUUCGCAAUUCAAGCGUCCAGUCACAAUUUCUCAGCCACAAUUCCAAGAUUGACAGAAGAGCACGAAAGAUUGAUUCCCAAAAUAGAUGUUGUGCUCACGACCCUAUUAAAUGAUGCAUGUCGAUUCCCGUUCCUCCCCAUUCUGUGUUAAGUUCAUGUGAAAAAAUAUUUUCCGAAGAAAGUAGUGGAAAAUGCAGGAAGAUCUUAU
Molecule: messenger RNA, 2986 nt
Organism: Amoebophrya sp. A25
Lineage: Eukaryota; Dinophyceae; Syndiniales; Amoebophryaceae
Source: the annotation of a GenBank genome assembly